Messenger RNA from Artibeus jamaicensis (Jamaican fruit-eating bat), 436 nucleotides. RefSeq names its product NADH:ubiquinone oxidoreductase subunit C1 (gene NDUFC1). The transcript has 4 exons. Lineage: Eukaryota; Metazoa; Chordata; Mammalia; Chiroptera; Phyllostomidae. The record is from RefSeq and is a predicted model, not a curated record. Gene Ontology annotation, cellular component: mitochondrion. The coding region runs from base 46 to 276 and encodes 76 amino acids.
UCCCGGAGAGGCCCGGUUCGGGGAGGCGGGGCCCGGCCUGGCAAGAUGGCGCAGUCCACGCUCUUGCGGUUCCUCCCUAGGCUGCUCGCCCCGGCCAGGCUCACGGGGGGCUCGUCGGCGCGGUCAAAGUUCUAUGUUCGGGAGCCGGUACAUGACAAACCUGACUGGCUGAAAGUUGGGCUGACCUUGGGCACUUCCGCCUUCUUGUGGAUCUAUCUCAUCAAGCAACAUAGUGAAGAUGUUUUAGAAUAUAAAAGAAGAAAUGGGUUGGAAUAAACUUUUAAAAUAUGAAUACAGUAUGCUCCAUAUUCCAGUGAAAGCAGUUCCAUUCUGUUCAAUUGUAAACGUGAGAGAAAAGUUAUAUGUGAAGAUAUGUCAUUAGCAUUUGUGUUUUGCACCAUUAAAUGAAAAAAUAAAAAUAUUUCUGUAUUCUUCA